AACUUAAAAUCUGCAAAAGAUAACAUUGAGGUGCUCCGCCGAAAAAUUUCACAUGAAAUAUCAAUGGGGAGAAUUGCUGGUCCGUUUAUCAGUGCACCCUUUAAAAAUUUACAGAUUUCCCCAUUAGGUCUUGUCCCUAAAAAAGAGCCAAAUGAGUUCCGAUUAAUUCACCAUCUCUCCUUUCCAGACGGUUCUUCGAUAAAUGACGGUAUUGCCCCUGAGGAUGUUUCAGUUAAAUAUCAAACCGUUUCAGAUGCAAUUGGCCUGAUUAAGUAUUUUGGGAAAGGUGCUCUUAUGGCAAAAACAGAUAUUGAGAAUGCAUUUCGCAUUAUUCCUAUUCAUCCACAAGAUCACAAUCUUUUAGGAAUGAAAGUCGGAGAGCAUUAUUAUUAUGACAAGGUCCUCCCUAUGGGUUGUUCUAUAUCAUGUCGUUUGUUUGAAGAAUUUAGUACAGCUCUGCAUUGGGUUUUACAAAAUAAAUUACAGACAGCAGGUGUUACCCAUGUUUUGGAUGAUUUUCUGUUUGUCGCUCCCAAAAACUCAAAUAAAUGUCAGACAGAUUUAGAAAAUUUUCUAAAUCUGUGCAAACAGGUCUGUAUUCCAAUUAAACAUAGUAAAACUGUAUUACCAUGCACUACCAUAACAUUCCUUGGGAUUGAACUAGAUAGUAUCCGAAUGCAAGCUAGGUUACCGAACGAUAAGCUAGUGAAAAUACGCAAUCUGUUAGCCAGUUUUCAGCAAAAAGCAAAAGUAACACUUCGUGAACUACAAUCGUUGAUAGGCUUGCUGAAUUUUGCUUGUAGUGUGAUAACUCCUGGUCGUCCAUUUUUACGUAGAUUGAUAGAUCUAACAAGAGGCUUGACAAAACCCAAUCACCACGUCAGACUAAACAGAGAAGCCAAAGCCGAUAUCAGAGCUUGGCUACAUUUCAUACAAUCUUAUAAUGGGGUCACCUUGUUCCUGUCGGAUAUAUGGGAGUCAUCGGCACGUUUACAUUUCUAUACAGAUGCUAGUGGAAUAGGAUUUGGAGCGGUUUUGGGAACAAAGUGGUUUUUCAGAAAAUGGUCAAAAGAUUUUGAGUCUUUUCACAUAACAAUUAAAGAACUUUUUCCUAUAGUCCUUGCUGUCCAGCUUUGGGGGAAUUAUCUUCAGAAUAAGUGUGUACUUUUUCAUUGUGAUAACUCGGCAGUCGUCGCAGUGUUGACAUCACAUACCAGCAAAGAUUCAACUAUAAUGAAAUUAGUACGGAAGCUUGUGGUUAAAUCACUACAAUUAAAUUUCAUGUUUCGUGCAGAGCAUAUCAUGGGGAAACGAAAUGUGUUAGCUGAUCAUCUGUCUCGUUUACAGGUAGACAGUUUUCGGCUAUUGGCCCCGCAAAUGGACAACGAGGCAACACCCAUACCGGACAAUCUGUUGACCAUCUGACAACGCAUGUUCAGAGCCUUUUGAAGGAUGCUAUCGCUCCUCAAACACAAGCACUGUAUAGACGUGCUUUCCAGGCCUUACAUCAAUUUGUAAACAGGGAUUUUCAUUUACAAACAUGCUUGCCCACUACAGUAGGCACUUUGGUCUACUUUAUUGCGCAUUUGUCUCAGCAAAAAAUGGCAGCAGCUACAGUGUCGACUUAUACAGCAGCUAUCGGUUACAUCAACCGCUUAGCCGGUCACCCGGACCCAACUCAAUCAUUCAUUGUAAAGAAAAUAUUGACUAGUAUUCAGAGAGGUUCUUAUCGUCCAGAUACACGACUACCCAUUACACCAAACAUACUGAACAAACUAGUUCAUUCCUUACCUCACAUAGCUUCGUCACAUUAUCAAGCAUGCAUGCUAAAAGCAAUGUAUCUGUUAGCAUUUCAUGCCUUUUUACGCGUAGGCGAAAUCACUAUAAACAAAUCUACUUCGCAUGUCUUACAAUUUGACGAUGCCAAGAUCAUUUUGGCUGGCUCAAGACCUUCCACUCUAGAGUUGACGUUUAGGUUAUUUAAGGGUCAUUACAAUAUUCGUCCCGUCACCCUAGCAAUUCAUGCUAAGAGUCAGGAACUUUCCACCUGCCCAGUCACAGCUUUGUACCAAUACAUUCAAUUAAGGGGUGUCUUACCAGGUCCAUUAUUCACAUUCCCAGGAAAUAUCCCAGUAUCUUACCAACACUUCAGUUUAUGUCUCAGAAACUCCCUGAUAUGGGCAGGCUUUCAGCCAAACCAGUAUACCAGUCAUAGUUUCCGUAUUGGGGCUGCCAGCACAGCUGCAGCGACGGGGGUUCCAGAUGAGGAAAUACAACAAAUGGGCAGGUGGAAGCCGUUGGCUUUCAAACGCUAUAUACGGCUCCCUACUCUUUAUGACAUACCAACCCCGUUAUACUAACGGUUGCUUUCACAGCAAGCUGUAGCUAAACAUUUCAAUCUUUAAGACAUCCAUUCACUUCACUGUUGGGUUUGGUCUGGACUAGUUUAGCUCAACCUGGGCAUAGGGUCGAGGUUGUUAGGAGUCUGUUCAAUCUGUACAUUUUUUAUGUGUUUCUAUGUUAUAUUGUUCAAACUGUACAUUUUUAUGUGUUCUAGGUUAUAUAAACUUGGUACAGAAUUUCCGUCAAUAACUUACCAAAUCCUACUGCAUUCUUGCUAAAUUUGAAUGGCAAUGUACAUGCGAUUGUUUUCAUUUCAUAGUACUCAUAAUAUCAGUUGAAGUGGAUACCAACCUGGGCAUAGGGUCGAGGUUGAUUCUUCUUCUUGGUUGAUGUAUGUAUAUUAAAAGUCAUAAAUAAUCUGUACACCUGAUUACAUAUUGUAUGUCUUUCAAUAAUUUGUGUUAUUGAUAUCCAGAUAACCUGGGCAUAGGGUCGAGGUUUCUGGAUCUAGUCGUGUACUUAUAUAUACCAGUUAUCUUUAAUUUUACGGAUGGGCGACUGGAUGCUGAAUACAUGGUGUUUCUUUGUAUUGGAGAAACUAAUUUGGACAAUUCAUUGUAUACAUGUUUGGGGUUUACCCCUUUUAGUUUGAUUACUCAUAACGUUUUCCGGUGUUGAAUAUAACACUGUCCUAAUUUGUGAUAAUAUCUUGGGAUUGGUGUGCUUAUACCAUUCCCAUGUUUCCAUACCUUUUCUUUGUCACAAACUCUUAUUGUUUUAUGUUUAAAUGCUUGAAAAUACGUUAUUUGUAUCUUAAUUUUUGUGUGUGGAAUGCAGGCGUUUUGUAAGUGCCUGGAUAUCAGACUUUUAUCAUCAUAUCAUUUCACUUUUGCUGUGGAUCUCUUAUAGAUGCAGCGUUACCUCAAAUGCUUGGAAGCUUAACUAUGCAUAUAUUUAUGACAUGUAACUGUUUUCUUUAUGGUGAUGCGUUGAGCAUCUGUUUUAAAUGUAUAUCAGCAGUUUAUAACUCAUGCAUCACAUAUGAAUUAUUAUAUUAUACAUUAAUUCGGACACGACUUCGGGUGGGUUAUGGUUCCUGAUCAUUAGGAUAAUCAGAUACCAUUGUGGCGGUUUUGUAUCCCCACCUUGGACCAAAGUUCGAUUCAUAUGGUUGAUUUUAUGAAUAUCAACUUGUAUUGCAAGUUUGUUUCAAUUGUCGUUUAAUAAAUAAACGCCCAAUUGUCAUGUCCGAAGUCAUGUAUAACAACAUGUCAAACAUGAAUGACCAACUAGUGUACUUAUAUGUGGGCAUGUUUGUGCAUGUGUUU
Pecten maximus is the source of this 3671-nucleotide messenger RNA. RefSeq lists its product as uncharacterized. Bases 64 to 1425 code for a protein of 453 amino acids. Lineage: Eukaryota; Metazoa; Mollusca; Bivalvia; Pectinida; Pectinidae. The record is from RefSeq and is a predicted model, not a curated record. The transcript has 2 exons.